Rubroshorea leprosula is the source of this 1892-nucleotide messenger RNA. NCBI's taxonomy places the organism in Eukaryota, Viridiplantae, Streptophyta, Magnoliopsida, Malvales, Dipterocarpaceae. The record is from the annotation of a GenBank genome assembly.
ACAGUCUCCACAGAACACCGCUAGAAAGCAAAAUAUGGCCGAAGGUGAGAGUGGAUUGGCAAAGACGGCGGCAGCCACUCCAUACGAGGAAGCAUUGGAUGCUCUCUCCUCCCUCAUCACGAAACGCAGCCGCGCGGAUAAGAGCAACAAUGGAGAUCGGUUUGACUUGCUUUACGAUUAUUUGAAGAUUCUGGAUUUGGAUGAGGCAAUUUCUCAGAUGAAGAUCAUCCAUGUUGCCGGAACCAAAGGAAAGGGAUCGACAUGCACAUUUACAGAAGCUAUAUUACGUAAUUGUGGCUUCCACACUGGACUUUUCACGUCUCCUCACCUUAUUGAUGUCCGCGAAAGGUUUCGUUUAGAUGGCGUGGACAUAUCUGAGGAGAAAUUCCUGGCAUAUUUCUGGUGGUGUUAUGACAGGCUAAAGGAAAAAACCAGUGAUGAUAUACCAAUGCCUACAUACUUUCGCUUUCUUGCCUUGCUUGCCUUUAAAAUAUUUGCAGGAGAGCAGGUCGAUGUUGCUAUUUUGGAGGUUGGUUUAGGUGGGAGGUUUGAUGCCACAAAUGUAGUUCAGACACCUGUAGUUUGUGGUAUAUCUUCCCUUGGGUUUGAUCACAUGGAGAUUCUCGGAAACACUCUAGGAGAAAUUGCAGGAGAGAAGGCUGGUAUUUUUAAGCAAGGGGUUCCAGCCUUUACCGUGUCUCAACCAGAUGAAGCAAUGCGUGUUCUUGAAGAGAAAGCCUUUAGGUUUGAUGUACAUCUUCAAGUUGCACAACCUUUAGAUAAAAGCUUGCUUAAUGGUCUGAAACUUGAACUUGAGGGUGAGCAUCAAUAUAUUAAUGCUGGUCUUGCCAUUGCAUUAUCUUCCACAUGGCUUCAGAAGACUGGUCACCUUGGCGCUGCAUACUUCAAUCAGACAAGUUCACUGCCUGAGCAAUUUAUCAAAGGCUUAACAACAGCCAGUUUGCAAGGACGCGCUCAGAUUGUCCCUGAUGGACUUGCUAAUACAGAAAGUCCUGGAGAUCUGGUGUUUUAUCUUGAUGGAGCCCAUAGUCCUGAAAGCAUGGAAGCAUGUGCAAGAUGGUUUUCUCUUGCUAUUAAAGAAGAAAAUCAGCAAAAUAUGCAGAAUGGUCAGGCACAUGACUGUUCUGGAUCCUCCAAUGAGUUGACUCAGUGGUACACUGAUGAAAGAUCCAGGAAAAGUACCGUCCAGAUGCUGCUCUUCAAUUGUAUGCCAGUGCGAGAUCCACAGUUGCUUCUUCCACGCCUGAUGACAGAAUGCACUGAUCAUGGAGUCUAUUUCAAAAAGGCACUCUUUGUUCCAAACAUAUCAGUGUAUUACAAGGUUGGAUCACAUACUUUACCACCAUCUGAUUCCCAAGUUGAUUUGUCAUGGCAAUUUACUCUUCAAAGAGUAUGGGAGAACCUGAUGCAAGGUGAUAAAGGAGUUGAGAUCAAGAAUGCAGACAAGGUUGAAGAAGUUAAAGAAAUUUGUGCUAGGAGUUGUGAAAACAGUGCUGUUUUUUCUUCCCUCCCAUCAGCUAUCAAAUGGCUCAGGGACAGUGUCCAGAAGAACGGAUCUACUCGCUUUCAGGUCCUUGUAACUGGUUCAUUACACCUAGUUGGUGAUGUCUUGAGAUUGGUAAAGAAAGUGAAGUUUCAGUGAAGCUGAGAAACCUCUUGCAGCACUGUCUUGGAACAGUUUCAGUCGUGAAAACAAGAAGCCGGGCGAAUCCUCUCUUGAUUUGAAGUGCCUGCUAAUGCACUUCACCAUUUACACACAGCAAUGCUUAAGACAUCCAGUUUAUGAAAUUUCAGACUCUCUGCAGUUGAUUUUCACUCGUUUUUAUUUUAGAUACAUUAACAUCAAACAUGAAAAAACAUUUGUAAUUCAU